Bathycoccus prasinos is the source of this 390-nucleotide messenger RNA. RefSeq lists its product with no specific name. Gene Ontology annotation, molecular function: structural constituent of ribosome. Gene Ontology annotation, cellular component: ribosome; cytosolic large ribosomal subunit. NCBI's taxonomy places the organism in Eukaryota, Viridiplantae, Chlorophyta, Mamiellophyceae, Mamiellales, Bathycoccaceae. The transcript has a single exon. Gene Ontology annotation, biological process: ribosomal large subunit biogenesis; cytoplasmic translation. The record is from RefSeq and is a predicted model, not a curated record. Bases 1 to 390 code for a protein of 129 amino acids.
AUGCUUCUUCUUUGUCUUCUUCUUGUUCUGACCUCACUCUUUCUCUUCUUUCUUCUUUUAAAAACAACGAAAACUGUAAACAGAUUAUACGUCCGUGGCGUCAUUUUGGGGUACAAAAGAGCGCGAACGAACCAAUACGAAAACACCUCUCUGAUCAAGUUGGAAAACGUUCCGGACAAAUCCUCCACCUCGUUUUACUUGGGGAAGAAAUUGUGCUACGUGUACAAGGCGCACACGAAGAAACAAGGGACGGUGUACAGAACCAUGUGGGGUAAGGUGACGAGAGCACACGGGACGUCUGGGGUUGUUCGCGCGCAGUUCAAGCACAACUUGCCGCCGACAAGCAUCGGGGGUAAGAUCAGAUGCAUGUUGUAUCCGAGCAACAUCUAA